This is a messenger RNA of Nymphaea colorata (pocket water lily), 4492 nucleotides long. RefSeq names its product disease resistance protein RUN1-like. The record is from RefSeq and is a predicted model, not a curated record. Bases 1 to 4383 code for a protein of 1460 amino acids. Gene Ontology annotation, biological process: defense response; signal transduction. Gene Ontology annotation, molecular function: ADP binding. Lineage: Eukaryota; Viridiplantae; Streptophyta; Magnoliopsida; Nymphaeales; Nymphaeaceae. The transcript has 5 exons.
AUGAGGAAUUCUAGAUACCUCCCCAUCGCCGGCUGCGUCGCCGCCAUCCUUGAGUGGAUCAAAAGUGCCAUAGGCGAGGCCCUUCAAUCGCCAUGGCUGUCUGAUCCAGCCAUUCAAGCUCCAAUUCCAGACCCCGGAGAAGUUGUAGAGCGGCCAUCCUCGCCAACAGUAGCAUUGUCCCCCUCUCCCAAUGAGCAGCAUGAUUUUGAUAUUUUUCUGAGCUUCAGAGGAGUUGACACCCGAAAUGGAUUCACUGGCCAUCUCUACCAGGCUCUCUGCAGACGGGGCUUGAAAACCUUCAUAGACAGUGAAGAUUUGCACAGAGGUGAAACGAUCGAGGAGCUGUUUCCUUACAUCGAGAGGUCGAAGGUGUUUGUGCCAAUCAUUUCCAAGGGCUAUGGGGACUCAAAAUGGUGCCUAAAAGAGAUCGCCAAGAUAGUCGAGUGCGCGGGCAGGAGGCUGAUUCUUCCCAUCUUCUUUGGCGUUGAGCCUUCCCACAUUCGUCACCAGAGUGGGCCUUUUGAGCGUGCUUUCAAAUCAUAUGACAAGAUGGACAAAGCAGAAGUGAAAAAGUGGAGGGACGCCUUGACUAAAGUAGCAGGACUUUCCGGCUACAGCCUCAAGAACGAUGCAAAUGGGCAUGAAGCAACACUGGUCGCCAUAGUUGCCGACCACCUUCACCGGCAUCUAGACAGUGGUCUUCUAGAUGUGGCGGACCAUCCGGUUGGACUGGACACUCGCGUGGAGGACGUUAUGAAGCUGCUGCAAAUUGGAGGAGAUGGUGUUAAGAAGAAGGUUGGGAUUGUGGGUACGGGCGGCAUUGGGAAAACAACCAUUGCCAAGGCUGUUUUCAACAAACUACGUUUAGAUUUUGGGUCAUCCACCUUUCUGGCAAAUGUUAGAGAAUCUUGGAAGGCCCCCGCCUCACAGACACAACUGUUGAGGCAAUACGCUGAAGAGAUCCCAAAGAAUAAAGUUACACCAAUAUACAACAGUGAUGUUGGCCGGCGUCUGGUUAAAGAAAGAGUUCCAUCCAGGAGAGUUUUAAUAGUAUUGGACGAUGCUGACGAUCCUGCCAAUCAAUUCCAUGAGCUAGCUGCUAAGGAUCUCCCUUUCCCAUCGGGCAGUCGGAUAAUUAUAACAACAAGAGAUGAAAGAGUUCUAUUAGGGUACGGGGUCGAGAAGGAAGACAUGUAUAGACCAAGCCUGUUGGAUGCUGAUCAAUCUUCCUCUCUCUUCAAGAGAUAUGCUUUUCAGAACAAUCCUCAACCACAGGACAUAUCUUCGAAUAUAUUAGAAGAGAUUGUUGCAUGUGCUGGUGGGUUGCCUUUGGCCCUUAAAGUUUUUGGAUCUAACCUCCGUGGUAUUAGCGAUUUGGUUGAAUGGCAAGAUUAUUUGAAAAAGCUCCAAAGUACCACGAACCAAGAAAUCCAGAAAAGCUUGCAAAUAAGUUAUGAUGGAUUGUCGUGGGAAGCCAAACAGAUAUUUUUGGACAUAGCAUGCUUCUAUGUCGGCCAUUUUCGAUAUGAAGCCACUUUGCUGUGGGAAAACUUAAGUUGGCAACCAAAAUCCGCAAUUAAGGAGCUCCAAAGAAAGAGCCUCAUUAGUGGUGGUGAUGAACAGUUUGAGAUGCACGACCUUUUAAGGGACAUGGCAAGAGACAUAGUUCGGCAAGUUGAGCGUAACAAACCUUGGAAGUGGAGCAGGCUAUGGAAAUGUGAAGACAUAAUGAGCAUUUUGACAAAAAAUACCGGAAGAAACAAGCACAUAGAAAGCAUUUGCCUUUAUGGCACUGGCGAACAAUGUUUAAGAACUGAAGCCUUUGGAGAGAUGACAUUCCUGAAACUUCUUCGAGUAAGUGACGUGAACUUCGAAGGCGAAAACUUCUUUCUUCCGAAGGACCUCAAAAUUUUAUUCUUGAGAGUCAGCAAAUUCAAAUCGCUUUCAAGCUGCAAUUUUGAGAACCUCAUCACCCUUGAAUUAGAUGUAGCAGACGGUGUGAGUGAGCUUCUUGUAAAGGAAAGCGCAUCAAAGCUCUUUAAUGCAUUGAAAGUCCUCAAGAUUUCUUGUCAUAGAAUAAAAGCGACGCCCGAUUUCUCCAAUAUGCCAAACUUGGAGACGUUGGUGUUCUUGUACUGUGCUUCACUAUCUGAAGUUCAUGAAUCCAUUGGAAAUUUGACAAAAUUAAAGUACCUGAAGUUUCUUCAAUUUCUGAACGUUGAGAAGUUGCCCGAUGCCAUUUGUCAAUUAACUUCACUUCAAACUCUUUGCAUAAAACAAUUCCCAAGACUUGAAUCUCUACCAGAGCGGUUGGGGAACUUGGAAUCGUUGAAUACGCUUGAGCUUGACGACUUGGCAAUCACAAGUAUACCUUCUUCAAUAGGACAGCUAACCAAGCUCAGUGAGAUGUAUCUAAGGAAGUUGGAUAGGCUGCACAGUCUGCCUGAUUCAAUUAGUAGUUUGAAUUCCUUACAAGUGUUCAAUGUUGAAGGCACUGACUUAAAAGGAAUGAAGAUAAACGGUGGGGACCUCAUGGACAUUGAUCGAUUAGAGAUCUCAUCAUGCAGCUGGCUUAGUGUUUUACCGUCUUCUUCGUUGAAGAAAGCAAGAGUUCUCUGUAUCACUGAUAGCAGAAUUAAAGAGUUGCCCGAAUCCAUUGAGGCAAUGGAAAAGAUUGAGGAAUUGUCAUUGAGAUGCAAGAAUCUUAUGACUCUACCAGAUUGGCUUCCAUAUCGAAAGAACCUCAAGACCUUUGAAGCGGAUUGUGAAUCUAUCACACCGAUCAUCAAUAAGAUCUUCUCAUUGAGGAGCAUAGAGUCACUGUCACUAUGCUGUGCCGACGAAGAGCUACCUGCGACCAUGGCUGAAACCUCUAUUGAAAACCUAAAGUCCUUUACUUUGAGAUGCAAGAACCUCAGAGCUUUGCCUGAGUGGAUCGGAUCACUUGAGAACCUCGAAUUUUUAAAGUUUGAGGCUUGUGAGAGCAUCACAGAGCUGCCAUUGUGCAUACGCAACCUUUCUCGACUUGAAGAGCUUUCAUUAAACGGUUGCAAGAGGAUCCGAUUGGUUCCUUUGCUCCCUUCUUCCUUGCAAAUACUUGAUGCAUCUAACUGCAGUGACUUAGAGAAGACACUGGAUAUUUCAAACUUGAAAUCUUUGAAGAAGUUACGCCUCGGUGGUUGUCGGCUGCUUGAAGAUGUACAAGGCAUUGAGAAUGUUGCUCAAAGCAUAGAAGAGUUAGUCUUGCCAGGACCCUACGGUUCCAUCGGUUGCAGCUCCCUCAGUGAUGAUUUCAAAGAGCAAGUUUUCAAGGAACUUGCAUUCGAACGUUUGGGUCGAUUCGAGAUAUGGGGAAGUCUGUCCCCUGGGUCUGUUACUGGCCAUCAGCAGCUGUCUUUCAUGUUUCCAAAUGAAGCAAACGUUCCCAAACCCGAGCUAAUGAUGAAGAGACUAGUGUUAAAUAAGGUCCAAUCACCCAUUCAUAUACAACUCCUGGAAGACGAUCACCGUGUCGUCUUUGAGUCCACACUCGAAGUUCAACGUCCUAUAGUCAAGAACUUCUUCCGUCCCAUUUGGAUCCCUUUACCGAGAGUUUGGAAUUUUCAGAUAUGUUACCGAGGCCGAAUUUUAUUUGAUGGGAUGGGGUUUAUCGAAGUCCCCUGUCACGAGAGGUGUGCGAUGUCGUCUAUUGAUGCUCUUAUGAGGCCAGAAGCGGUCGAGGUUGAAGAGGUGGCAGAGGAAGAUGGCCACGAAGACGGCGGAGGUAGUGACAAUGAAACUGAGGCUGAAGAGGAAGCAGACAGGGAGCCUAAAGUAUUCAUCAAUAUUCAACAGGAGGUGGCGGAAGAUGGCCGCGAAAAUAGUGGCGGUCGUGAUGGUACUGAAACUGAGGCUGACAAGGUCGAAGUGCAGAGGGAGUGUGAGGUACUAAACGAAGUUGAAGAGGAGGUGGCAGAAGAUGACCGCGAAGAAGGCGGAGAUCAUGAAAAAGAAACUGAGGCAGAGGAAAUAGAGAGGGAGACUGAAGUACUCAACGAAGUUGAAGAGGUGGCAGAAGAUGGCCGUGAAAAUGGCGGAGGUCGUGACGGGAUGAUUGAAGAUGAGCACCAUGGGGGUGGGAAUGAGAUCAGAGCUUAUGGCCCAAAAAUCAUACAGGUCUUCCAGCCUAACCGCGUCCCACACUUUCCGGCUAGCUGCCCACGCUUCAUUCAUUGGAGGCAUGAACGCUCCGCCGUAUGGAGCGAUUACGAAGUCAAUUUUGGAAAGGAAGACGAAAUACAAGCGCGUUUAAGGACUGGCAGUCGUGCAACAAUUCUGGUAUCAGCGGACGCCUCAAACCUGACCACGGUUGGCAUGACCUUUUCUUUUACUGGCGAGGAAUGAAAAAGAUACAGCUAGGAGUUGAAGCCAUGAUCAUGCAGAAGAGGAAAAUCAUGAGGAGACGUCGUUGAAGUAGUCAAAUUUGUUGGAAAUCAGAUUCAGUUUAGAUUUA